UUUAAGCCGCGUCAGCCUUCUCAAUGGCCCGCAGCCCCUGAUGCCGGGAGUUGAGCAAGGGCAGCAGCUGUUCGGUGCCGCCGCAUCCAUGGAUGCUGCCGGCCCAAGCUGGGAGUACUGCCUGCAGGGUGCGGCAGCAGGCGGCGGCACAACGGAGGCAGCAGUGCGGCCGCCGCCGCCGCUACUGGGGGUUCCUGGUUCAACACCUGGCAACCUUCACUUGCUACGGCCCAAUGGCCCCCAAGCCGGCAUGCAUGCCUCACAUUCACCGGGGCUGCAGCAACAGCAGCUAGGCAUCUGGAGCUCGGUCCUGCAGGACGGCGGAGGCGCCAAUGGCAGUGGGGGCAUCGGCGGGCCCAGCGCUGUGGGCUACUGGGCUAGCUGGCAAGGGCAGGCAGGAGUGGUGGGUUCGCCGCGCCAUCAGGGGUCGGUAUCAGGGCAGCAAGGCACCGAUGCCGGCAGGCUCCCUGCAACCGAUUUCGCCGUCAGCAGCCGUCCAUGGAUGGGCGCAUGCGGCGAUACCCGGGGGCAAGGCGGCCCGCCCCCCCGGACAGGCGCUUCGGUGCAGGGGUUCCCGGGUGCUGCUUCUGCCAGUGGCACAACAGCUGCAGGAACAGGGCCAGCGGCAGGCGAGCUGCAGUUCCUGCUGGAGCUUCUCCGCCCCGAGGGACGGCGGGAUCAGGGGCAGGUGCCGGCGCCGGAGCCUGUCCCUGUUCCUAGUGCUGCUGGGUACGAGGUGUGUUGGGCCGCGGCGCAGGCACCCGCUGGGGGCACCAGUGGGGCUUGGCAUGGCCACCCGCAGCAGUCUCAACAGGCGCAGAGGUGGCAGGCGCAGAGGUGGCAGGGGUAUGGGGAGCAGGUGGAGCAGGAGGAGCAGGAGGAGCAGGGGGAGCAGGGGGUGGCGGCUCCGCAGCUACGGCCACAACCGCAGGUGCAGCCGCAGGCGUCGGAACAGGCGGCCGGGAUGUGGUGGUGGCACCAGCAGCAAGCCAGUCUCGGUGGCACGGGCCGCCGCCAGCAGCACCUGCAGACACCAGCAGACCUCACUGCAGGGCUUCAGGAAGGUCGGCAGCCGCUGCCGGGGCACCAGCACCAACAGCAGCACCGGCACCACCAAGAGCAGCAGGAGCCGCCGCCGCUGCAGCAGCAGCCGCAACAGCAGCAGCAGAGCGCGUUAUGGUCGCAAGAUGCCUCGCGCAGCCGCCCUGCUGCACCAGACCUGGCAAGGCAUCCCCACAGCGGCAGUGGCGGCGGCCGCAGCCGCGCCAGCUGCGCCCCACAGCCCGUCACUCCUGUGGCAGGCCGGGAGCAGCCGCCGCCGCCGCCGCCGCUGCAGCAACCGCACGACAUGCACACGCCGCCCUCCGGACCGAGGCGGCGAGUGGUGCGCCCGCCAAGCCGCUACAGUCCCGACCCCGAUCCAGCCCCCGGGCCGCGUGUCGGGCGGGGGUAUGUGGUGAUGGGCCUGGGGGCGGCGGGACCAGUACAGGAGGGGGUGGAGGAGGGGAUAGCGGCCGCUAUGCCCAGGGGCCGUGGCCGGCCCCGGCUGCAUGCGGGUGCAGGCGCGGUGCUGCAAGCGCUGUCGCCACCCGGCGGACCCCAGGGCCGCGGCCAGCAGCCGGGCCCGGGCCCGGGCCAGCCGCCGGGCCAGUGGGCACUACUUGCACCUGCCGCACUCGCCGCCGCAGUCCAGACGCUGAAGACGCUGCAGGACCCGCAGCCACUACAGCCGCUGCAGGCGCUACAGCCACUGCAGGCGCUGCAGGCGCUACAGCCGCCAAGCAGCCACCAGCCCCAGCUGUAUCCCGAGCUGCACCCGCAGCUGCAUCCCCAGCUGCAGCCGCCACACGCGCUGCAAUCCGGCGCCUACGGCAGUAGCACUGCGGCUGACGACACGGCCGCGGCUCUCCCCGCUCCAUCCCCCGCCGCCCGGGCCCCCGCCGCCCCCAAGCCGCGGCGGGCGCGUGUGCUUCAGGACCGGGCCAGUGCGGCGCGCCUGAGCCUGAUCCCCUUUGGCCACGACGACCGCGUGCUGUGGGCGCGGCGCGUGGGCGGCUUCAUCCGGGCCAUGCGGGGCGUGCUGGGGGACCGGGCGCUCAACUACAGGUGGGGAGGCUCGGUGCUGGACUCUGUGGUGGGCACCUUCCUCACACAGAACUCCUCGGACGUGUUGUCGUCCGCGGCCUUCAUGAACCUGGCCGCAGCAUUCCCCGCAAGGACCAGGGCCGGCGGCGGCGGCGGCACUCGCGGCGGCGGCGGCAGUGGUGGGGUUGGGGCCGGGGGCGGCGGCGGUGGCGGUGGCGGUGGCGGACGCGAGCGCCCGACAGGCGGCGCCCACGACGUCGACACGGGUGCGCUCGCACUCCCAGGCGCAGCAGCAGCAGCUGAUGUUGGCGUGUCUGCCACCUCCUCGUCUGCCUCCCCUGCCUCCGCCUCCGCUGCCGCUGGGGUCACGGGCGGCGGCGGCUGCGGCUGCGGCGGCGGCGACUGGUGGAUCCCUGUGGGGUCCGACAUGGUGGACUGGGCGGCGGUGGCGGCGGCGCCCGCCAGUCAGGUGGAGGAGCUCAUACGCUGCAGGGGCAUGCACCAGAUGCUCACCCGCCGCAUCCAGGCCUUCCUGGCGGACCUGCAGCGCACACCGCCGCCGCCGGGGCAGCAGGCGGGGCAGCAGGCGGGGCAGCAGGCGGGGCAGCAGGCGGUUGCGGGGGCCGGCGGGGGGCCGCCGCCUGCCGUCAUGGGAGCUGGCGAGGGCCCGGCGGCGGAUCUAGACACACGCGGGCGCGGCCGGGGCCGGGGCCGGGGUCGGGGAGCAGCCGGGGGCGCAGGCGGGGGCCCUGUUGGGCGUGGUGCCGCGUCGGAGGCGGCUGAUGAGGGUGCUGCAGCGGCGACUGCUGCCAUGGGCGGUGGCAGUGGGGCGUAUGGUGGGUGGGAGGGAGCUGCGGACCCGGCGGCGGGCGCUGCAGGCGGUCGGUCGGGAGAGGCCGCGGCAGGUGGCGGCGGUGGUGAGGCCGCAGGUGCUGGUGCGGCGGGCCAGCAGGCGGGUGAUGGCUCUGGAGGCAGCGGCGGCGGCGGCGGCGGCGGCGGCGGCGGCGGCGGCGGCGGCGGCGGCGGCGGCGGCGGCGGCGGCGGCGGCGGCGCUGGUGGUGGCGGUGGUGGUGGUGGGCGGCUGAGCCUGGAGUGGCUGCGGGACUUAAGCGGCGAGGAGGCAAUCAAGUACCUCCUGGGUGUGGAGGGGCUGGGCCGCAAGAGCGCGGCGUGCAUUGUGCUGCUGGCGCUCGGAAAGAAGGAAUUCCCUGUGGACGUCAACGUUGCGCGUGUGUUUGUACGACUGGGCUGGAUACCCAUUGAGGCCGACCAGUCGCUGGAUCAGCUGGGCUCCUACCCCGAGGAGGCGGCGCUGCAUGCCUACCUGCACAGCCGCCUCACCGCCUUCGACGCAGCCAGCCUGUACGAGCUGCACUACCAGGCCAUCACACUGGGCAAGGUGUUCUGUCAGAAGCGGCAGCCCAACUGCGACCGCUGUCCGCUGGCGGGGCAGUGCGAGUACGCCAGACAGGGCGGGGACAAGCUCAAGGUCCCCACUGCUAAUGGACCCGGCGUCGUCAUCUACCCGCCCGCACCCCCGCCGCCGCCGCCGGUGCCGGCACAGCCGCCGCAGCGGCCGGCGGCCUCAGCAGCUGCGCGGCUCCCUCCAACGGCGGCGGGUGCUGGCGACCCCGCUGCUGCACACGCCGGGGCGCCAGCGGCAGGUGGCUUCACAGACGCGGGCUCAGGCGAGUAUGUGGCGGCGGUCCCCGACAUAGAGUGUGUGGCGGGGCCGUACCCGGCUCCACAGCAAAUCGCGCCAGCACAGCAGACUCCCGUGCUGCAGCCACAGCCGCCAUUUGCGCUGCCGGCGCGGCGCCCGGCGCCGCCAGAUGCCGCCGCUCAGGACCUGCCGCUGCCGCCGCCGCCGCCGCCGCUGCUCCCGCUGGCAGAUCCAGUGCCCUUAGCAGCGGCGUCGCCCACCGCUGUCCAGCCGCCGCCGCGGGCUGCCGUCACGGCAAUCGAACCCAACACCAGCGCCAGCCCCUCACAUGCGGGGGCUGGGCUCCCCAGCGGCGGCCACGCAGGCAGCGAAGGGCGCAGCGUGAAGCGCUUCCGGAGGUCGCCGUCUCAGCCGCCCCUAACAGACCGUGACGCGCCGCCCCUUCCUGCCGCCGCGGAAUUGCCUGCGGCUACCGAGUAUGUGGGCUUUGCAGCAGCAGACGCACCAUCACCAUCACCUUCACCAGAGCCAGGGCGGUCGCCGCUAGCGCAGGCGCAGGCACAGGCGCACGCGCAGAGGUGUUCAGAGCGGCUGCCGCCGCUGUUGCUGCCGCCAGAGCCUCAUGCGACGCCGCUGGGGCGGCAGGCGCGGCUGCCACCGCUGGUGCUGUCGGCACCGGCGGCUCAGUCAGAGCCAUGGCUGCAGCCCCCGGCGGCGGCAGUGCCGCUUCCAGAGCAGCAAGCGGAGCUCGGGAACGGACUGCAGCAAUCAAGGCUGGGGGACGGGCUGCAGCGCGCUGACGCGCCGCAGGGAGGAGCGGGACUAGGGGACGGACGGGAGCCGGCUGACGCACCCGGGGGGAGAGCCGCCAGCAAGGCGGCCCCCCUCAAGAUGGAGGUCGAGGCGCAGGGGCAGGAGCAAGGUCAGGAGCAGGGGCAGCACCAGGCACAGGAGCAGGGUCAGGCAGGUGGGCCGGGCGGAUGGCGCCGACUAGCUACAGUCCGGGCGGCGCCAGCGGCUGCCGAUGCGGCUGCUGCGGACAUGGAGGUGCCGGCGGGAGCGCAGCUAGUCGCUGGCUCGGACGCGGCGGCGGAAGGGGCGGAAGAGGCCGAAGAGGCGGAAGGGGCGGAGGCGACGGCAGACGCGGCAGCAUGCCCCGCUGCUAAGGCGUCUGAGGCGGCGGCAUCGCCACGUCGGCAGGCGACCCAAUGCAGCAGCAGUCACCACAAGAGCCGGCUCUUGCUGGAGCUGCGGGCGCUUGCAGUGACAGGAGGGAGAAGCGGGGUGCUUGGGGAUGGCGGCAGCCGCAGCGACGGGUGCGGACCCUUCAGCCGCCGCACGCAACAGCAGGAGCGGGAGCAGCCUGACGCUGCUGUGUCGUCGGAAGUGCUGGUGUCAGUGGCGGGGCAGCGGGCGGAUCGGCGCAGAAAGCAGACACCCCACCCGCCACCGGCCGGCCAGCCCCUUGCCCAGCACCGCAAUUGUCCUGGGGUCGCCAAGGCCGAGGCUGCAGCCGAAGACCCGGCGGCGGUGGCGCCGCUGGCGACAGGUCCACCAGCGGGCGUUGCGCUGGCUGCCGGCAGGCGGCUUACGCGUGAGCUGCGAGCCCUGCUGGCAGCAGCAACAGACAGCAGCUCCGGUGGUGCGGCGGCUGUGAAGAGCGACAGGGGCGAUGGCACGCAGGCGGUGGCGGCGGCGGCCUCGGCAUCAGCGGCCGGCGCGGCAGCGGUCCGGCGGCUGCAGGAGUACGGGGCGUUGGUGAGCGGCCUGCACCGCAGCAGCCGACACGCCACGCCGGUUGUCACGAGCGGGGCCGCGGCUGCGGCGGCUGCUACGGCUCCCCGCCUGGAGGUUAAAGAGGAGGCUGCUGAGGGGGUUGCAGCGGGUGGCAUCGCAGUGGGCUGGAGGCAGAGGCGCGCCGAGGUCAGGGCGGCUGGUACCAGCAACACCAGCACCAGGCCUAGUGGCGACGGCACCGCACCCCCUGCGCCGCCGGUGCCGCGGGUGCUUUCCGCUGCCUUGGCGCAGGAAGCCCGCCCGGCGGCGGGCAAGCGGCGACGCAACGAGCUGAGUAUGCUGCUGGGCGAGGAGCUUGCUGCGGUGGCGGCUGCAGCAGCGGCUGCAGGGGCUGCAGCUGGCGCUGCUGCGAGCAGGCUUGCGGCUGCUGAUGCGGCUGUCGCUGCCUCAGGGGCGGGCUCUGUCGCUGCCUCAUGGGCGGGCUCUGCAGAGGCUGGUGAUGACAUGGGCGACCAGGCGAACGGGCGCAGCAAACGGCGGAGGGGGGCCCCUGCACCCAGCAGGGGUCCAACCGGGAGGCUGCUAGCAGCAGGCGGCGGAGAGAUACCACCGCCACCACCACCACCACCACCACCAGCAGGCGGCACAGCCCGCGGCCGCCGCCGCACAGCUGCUGCAGCCUCCCAGGACCGGCGGUGGCAGCGCACGCGGGCACAGCUGCGGGGCCAGGGACACCAGCCGUCGCAGCAGGAUGCGGGCGACAGCAGUGGCGGCCCCCACACGGCGGCAGCUGGGCCGCAGCGCCAGGGGCCGAAGCGGGGUCGCCUUGGCGAGGACCCCUGCGCCCUCCCGGCGACACCUCGGGUCAUGCCGCCGCCUGAUGUCGUGGCGUCACCAGCACACCACCACCCGCAACACACGGCGCCGCCCGCCCCAGGCGGCAGCGCAGUCGCCAUCGUUCCUGUUGGAGCAGCAGCGGCGGGCCCCGCGCCUCAGCCCGCCACGCCCCGCAAGUCGCCACGGCAGCGCCACCAGCAGCAGCAGCAGCGCCCUCCAGAGCUGGCACCAGCUGACGGAGCCACCGGCGGUAGGGAGCCACAAGAGCCCCAGGCGCCCGCGGAGCGGGGGCAGCCGGCCAGCGCGCCUGCCGCCGACCCGCCCCGCCGCCUGUCCCGCGCCGCCCGCCCCCCCAGCCGCUUCAACGACUUCCUGACCGACAUGAGCGACCUGGGCGGCCUGGGCGGCCUGGGCGGCCUGAAUGGCCACGGUCUGGGCCUGGGUCGCAGCAGCUCUGGCGUGGACGGCAGCGGCCUGGGUCCGGGUGCGGAGGCGAUGCACUGCCGCACUGCCGCGGCUGGUGGCGGGACCCGCCCUCCCAGUGCGGGCGGUGCAGCCGAGGCUGCCGGGUGCGCUGCCAGCACGAAGCCCCCGCCCGGCACGGCGGCAACUCCCAGGGCCGCAGCAGCUCCCACCUACCCUGCGGAUGCCACUGCACCUGCGUUCCCGACCACCCCGGCGAAGGGCGCUGAGCCCUCGCCGCCGCCCCAGUCGCCGCUGUGCCCGACCCUGCCAUCUGCGGACUUCACAGGCCAGCAGGCGAAGCUCUCCUGUGCGGGGCUACCGGAUAUGACCUUCCACCAGGGCCAGGGCCAGGGCCUGGGCCACGGCCUGGGCCUGCGUCGAGGUGGCGCUGGGAGAGGCCGCGGUCGGGUCGGAGGCACUCCAGCAGGCACUGGGCUCUCGCACCAGCCGCUCGGGGGGUGGGCGGCGGCCGCAGCCGAGGCCUCCAGGCCGCAGCCGCGGGCUCACGCACCCCCGACCACCACACGGGUGGAGCUGAGGACUUACACGUCCGGCAUUGCGGCCGUUGCUGGGGCGGGCGCUGCUGGGGCUGCUGGUGCUAGUGGUGCUAGUGGUGCUAGUGGUGCUAGUGGUGCUGCUGGGGCUGCUGGUGCUGCUGGGGCUCCUGGCUGCUCGGCAUUGCCCCCGGCGCCGCCCGAAGCGCCAGGCGGCGGCGGGAGCACCGGCGGCAACGGCGCGGAGCAGGUGGCGCGCAUCCUGGCGGUGCUGCAGCGGCACCGGGGCCAGCAGCAGCAGCAGCAGCAGCCGCCAGAACCGCAGGCUGAUUCAGCAGGGCAGCUGCCCGCAGCGCUGCCUGCGGCGGCUGCAGCUUCAUGCGGCGGGGCCGGGCAUGAGGCCCUGUCCGUGGCUGCGGCGCUGGAGGUGCUUGGGCUGCCGCCGGACACUCUGGUGCGCCGCCCUGAUGCGGAUGCAGCCGGUGGCGGUGGUGGAGGAGGAGGAGGCGGUGGAGGCGCGGCGGAGUCGCACCCUGCGGCUGGCGCUGACGGAGGCGCAUCAGUGGCGCCUCAGGCCGCAGCGGCCGCGGCUGUGGCGGCGGCAGUGCGGCGUCACUACCGGGCCCUGUCCGUGUGCGUGCACCCGGACAAGUGCGGACGGGAGGGCGCGGCAGACGCCUUUGCGGCGCUGGCGGCCGCACACACCGCGGUGCAGCAGCGGCUGGGUGCCGAGGGGCUCCGGCGGCCCGGCUCGGGUGACACCGGGGCCGAGGGGGAGCUGUACGUGAUUGAGGCGGACGGCUCCAUCCGCAUCCCCGCCGCCGCCAAGAAGCCCGGGGCAGCGCCGCCGCCUGCUGCUGGGCACUCAGCAGGAACAGCCGCAGCAGCAGCCCUCAAGGCGGCACUGGUGCCUGCAGGCACAGCUGGCGGCAGGCGGGGCCGCCGCGGCGGCGGCGCAGCGGCUGGCGGCGGCGGCGGAUGGCUAGAGGACGAGGCGGAGGAGGAGGAGGCGCGGGCGGCGGCGGCAGCGGCUGUGGGGCUGCCGCUGCGGGCGGUGCACCUGGGCCGGGCGCCCUCGGAGAGCCGCACUCGCAGGCUGUUUGCCGGACUGGAGGUGUCGCACGCUGUGCUGCAGUCCAUAUCCCCGCCCGGCACCGCCUGGCCGCCACCCGCACCCCCGCCGCCGCCAGCAGUGCCCGACUCCAGCCCUGACGCCUCCGCAAGCCAGGGCGCCGGACCGCCGCCGCCGCCGCCGCCGCCCUCCCCCGCGGCGAGUACGGCAGACGGCGCCCUACUGCCGUACGUACUGCUGCUGCUCACGCCGCUGACGGACCAGGAGAGGCGGGCUGCGGUGGCGGAGGCGGAGGUGGCAGCCGCCAAGGCCGCCGCACGCGCCGCCGCCAAGACCGCCGCCACAACAGCAGUAGCACCGCCGGGCGGCGGCGCACCACACGACGCUGCUACUGCCGGGACUGCUACUGCCGGGACUGCUACUGCCGGACCGCGCAAGGGCCCCAUCACGCCCGCGUUUGCGCGGCGGCAGGCCGCAGGCACGGCCACGGAGGACGCGACUGGUGUAGACGCCGCCGGCGACGGCAGUAGCAGUGGCACAACCCGGGAAGGGGCUGCUACAGCCGCCGCCGCGGCGCCGCUGUGGCGGGUGCUGGGCCCGGAGCAGGUCCUUCCAGACCUGCACCGCCUAUCUAACAUGGUGCUACAGCUGGCCCGGCUCGCGGCUACUGCUGCCACUGCUACUGCCGCUGAUGCGACCGCAACUGCCUCUAGAGCUACUGCCGCACCCUUGGCGCUGGUUCCUGCUACAGCCGAAGCCGGGGCCGAGCGUGGAGGCGCAGCGAUGGCAGCAGCGCCACCUCCCCCAGCAGCGGCAUCAGAAGCGCCGGCGGUAGCGCUGGCUGUAGCGCCCGCAGUAGCAGCAGCAACCGGACAGGUUAUGGGCGUGCCCGAAGAGGCGGCGGCGCUGCUGGCGCGGGUUGCGGCUCUGAGCGCUGUGCCGCUGCGUGCGGCUGUGCUGGUGCCGGCCCUUGCGGCGCUGCGCGGCGCCUUCCCGCUCAACGGCACCUACUUCCAGACCAACGAGCUGUUCCUGGUGCAGCACACCGCGGCGCAGACGCCGGACGGGCCCCUCCGACUCACUCUGGGCCAGUUGCUGGGCCUCAGCCCCGCAGCCAGCAGCCCCCACGCCCCCAGCCAGCAGCACGCUGCAGCCGCCGCAGGCGGCACCGGCCAGCUGCCACAACCUUCCCACCUGCCCUCAACACACCUCCACACGCACCACCACCACCUGCACCACCUGCCGCUGCCGCUGCCGCGGCGGCGCGCGGUGUACUUUGGCUCCGCCACCUCGGCCAUCACUCGCGACCUGGCGGCGGCGGACGUGGCGUGGCUGUUCAACCGGGGCGCGGUGUGCGUGCGGUCGUUCUGCUGGCACACAGGCUACCCCCGGCCCCUGCCGCUGUUCCUGUCACCCGCGUCGACCGUCGGCGGCGGAGGCGGCCACAAGGGCGGCGGUGUGGGCGGAGGCAACGCCCGGCGGCGCAAAGCAGAGGCGGCGGAAUCAGACGUGGAAUGAAAGCUGCAACAGGCGUGCAGAGCGUGCGGCCAUGGUGAUUACUUUCCAUCAGGUGGCAUGUUCAACAUGAACACUAGUUGGUAGAAGUCCGUUGGUGGCGCGGGCCGACGGUGGUUGGCGUCGAGGAUACAACCUACCGCUCGGAUCAAUGUCCCAGGUCAAUUAGGUCGUGCCAAUAUUGCAUGCUGUAUCAUUACAGGGAUCGGGGGAAGGAUGUUAAUGUGUGCGCGGAAGGCCAAGAGGUGCGGAUGGCGCCGGGGCUCAAGGCGAGCGUUGGGGGGCCACGUCAGAAUCUCAAUGUCGCA
Molecule: messenger RNA, 10176 nt
Organism: Chlamydomonas reinhardtii
Lineage: Eukaryota; Viridiplantae; Chlorophyta; Chlorophyceae; Chlamydomonadales; Chlamydomonadaceae
Exons: 15
Coding region: 41-9871 (3276 amino acids)
Biological process (GO): DNA repair
Molecular function (GO): 4 iron, 4 sulfur cluster binding; DNA demethylase activity; DNA N-glycosylase activity
Source: RefSeq, a predicted model, not a curated record